UGUGCUCUUCCCCACCAUCGCAGUGACUAGCAUCUACUUAGACUUGAGGCGUACAGCUCGUUGGAAGCGCCAACUUGCCGAGCAAGAAAACCAACAAUGAGCCUCUACCACGAUAUAUUUACAUCGCAAAAGCACAUUUGGAAGAUGUACUGGUGGCUCAUACUUCCAUUUGGAGGUUUUUAUAUUGGCCAUCAGAUAGAUCUAAUGGAGACAAAGAGGAUGACAAUGUUCCGGGAUAAAUCUGCUCUCUAUGGCAGAGAAAUGAAGCCUGGAGAGCCACCUUCUUGGCCGUAUUAAUUCUACGCUUGUUAUAUGCUGUUAAAUUUGACGAGUUGCAGAGCCAGUUAGUUCUGUGUGAGUUAACGAAUAAAUAUACUCCAACAUGUAAACCAUGAAAGUUAUGAAUAUAUAUAGCUAAUACACGUGUCUAAGUAACAA
Messenger RNA from Dinoponera quadriceps, 438 nucleotides. It is a transcript of the gene ND-MNLL, whose product is annotated as NADH dehydrogenase [ubiquinone] 1 beta subcomplex subunit 1. The coding region runs from base 97 to 297 and encodes 66 amino acids. NCBI's taxonomy places the organism in Eukaryota, Metazoa, Arthropoda, Insecta, Hymenoptera, Formicidae. Gene Ontology annotation, cellular component: mitochondrion. The record is from RefSeq and is a predicted model, not a curated record. The transcript has a single exon.